GUCCGUAUAUAAAGUGAGGACGCAGAGGGCUAAUUCGGUUCGGGGCGUUUUCCUCGUCCGCGCGCCGCUCUGCCCCGCCUCCCAGGUGAGCUGCCUCAGGCUGCCUUGGGGAGGACGUUGGCCGGUUGGAGCCCGCCAGAUUGGGUCCUUAGUGGCUGAAGUUUUCAGCAGCAUCUUGGAUUUUUUUUUUUUAAUUCUAGAUUUGGCAUUCAACACUGAAAUCAUCAUGAACCUCUUCCAACUCCUGAGGAAAAAGAAGGAACUUAUUCCUUUGGUGCUGAUGAUGACCACAGCAGCGGGUGGAGCUUUGGCUUUUGCAGUAUAUUCCCUUCAAAAGACUGAUGUGAUCAUUGAUCGGAAAAAAAAUCCAGAACCUUGGGAAACUGUGGAUCCUAAUGUACCUAGCAAGCUUAUAACAAUCAACCAACAAUGGAAGCCCAUUGAAGAGUUGCAGAAGGUCCGAAGGGCCACCAAAUGACCAGCUCUUGCUUCUUUCUUCCAAAGAGUACUCUAUGAAUCUAGUGGAAACAUUUCUGCACAAACUAGAUUAUGGAUACCAGUGUGCGGAAAUGCUUCUGCUACAUUUUUAGGGCUUGACUACAUUUUUGGACUCUGGAUAGGAAUUAUAAAGGUAGUGCAGCAAUAACCACGCAGUUCAAAAAUAAGUUUGUGUUUAUUUUCUUGUAAAUUUAAUGUUGCAUAUUGAAAUUUUUAUGUUUAUGAUGCCUGAAUAUUUUCCUAAAGUGUGUAAAGAUUUGUGAACUAGAUUGUCUAUAAUAAAAUACUAUUUGUGCAA
This is a messenger RNA of Prionailurus viverrinus (fishing cat), 796 nucleotides long. It is a transcript of the gene COXFA4L3, whose product is annotated as chromosome B3 C15orf48 homolog. Bases 227 to 478 code for a protein of 83 amino acids. The transcript has 4 exons. Lineage: Eukaryota; Metazoa; Chordata; Mammalia; Carnivora; Felidae. The record is from RefSeq and is a predicted model, not a curated record.